This is a messenger RNA of Alternaria burnsii, 1578 nucleotides long. RefSeq lists its product as uncharacterized. The transcript has a single exon. The record is from RefSeq and is a predicted model, not a curated record. The coding region runs from base 1 to 1578 and encodes 525 amino acids. Lineage: Eukaryota; Fungi; Ascomycota; Dothideomycetes; Pleosporales; Pleosporaceae.
AUGCCUGAUGUCAUGGUAGAGCCAUGCUCUGAAUACGCCAGAGCUUCAGGUCCCAACGCUAUCAAGGCCGCGUUUAUGAAGAGCAAAAGUAUGCUCCAACCUCUCUACACCACAGGCUUACGGAACCUUGCCGAGCCUGCCUAUCAAUCUGAGUCCGAGGAUGAGAGGCCUGUUGUCCGCAAGACGCAUACGAGGUCUUCAUUUAGGGAUGUCAUGGCUCAGGCUAGAGGUAGUCAAGAUUUUGUGCCGCAUGAGAAGAAAGAGGAAGACAAAGUAACAAAGAAUGAGCGUGAGCGACCAAAUACACGCACAUAUACACCGAGUUCAGAAGUGCCAGCCAGUAUCUCUGAUCUGGUGGACUUCAGUCGUCUUCAGAAGGCUUUACAGGAUCGUGAUCAAUACCGACGAAAGGAGCCUUAUGUCUUGCGGAAGCCGUUUGGCAUUAAAGACAGCAACGAACUUCCUGCUCUCCUAUCCAUGAAGAAGCGAAAUCAUCAGAUCAAUCAGUCCGAGGUUAGGAUGUGUAAUCAUAAAACCUUUGUCAUCUACUGGGAUCCUGACGAUCCUAGCAAUCGCAACGGUUCCUUCAUAUCUAGGGUACGUGACCAUAAAGACAGGUCUGAUAUGACGGAGCACUCCUGCUGCAACUCCAGGAGCGUUGAUGUCAAGGAAAUAACCAUGAGGAUGGCCAGUAGUAUCAUAGAAGCUUUCGAUAAGCAGGAGGAUCACCACACAACGGGUCAUGAUGAAAGACGCAAAGGCACUGAGCCGGAACGAUCACCGUCUCACAGUAUCGUCUUACGAGAGGUUCACAACAUGUACUCCCAACUUUAUCGUCAUGAGAUUCGCAAGCUAGUCAAGACUGAGGAGGCUGUUAACACAAAGCUUGAUGCGAGGGAGCGGCUAGCAGCCCAGCGGUUACGUCAACGUGGUAGUGCUUCAAGGAAUUGUGACACAAACAACACGCCGGAAGUGGACGACAAGCCAGACUCGGCUCUAGGAACAAACCCUUCAAAACGGAAGAGGAAGACGCCUAGACAGAGCGCGGAAGAGAAGGUAGCUCGAAACAAGGAGCGUAGGGCUUUCAUCGAUAUCGUCAGGGUCCGCGUCGAGCCAUUGGACCGUUACAAGCCCUCGACAGUGGAGGAGCAACAGGUUCGAGUGACCCGGGCCGCAGAUCGGGUUCGACGAGAAUGCGCUGCCAAUGUGCAGAAUAUGGAGCCUGAAGCCAAAUUCUCACGGAAGUCGAACAGGUUCGCGGUCGCCAUCAACGUGGGUGAAGACGACGAGACUACUUCCCCUACUCAAGAGGCGAAGAAGCCUAGGUAUCAUCGCCUAGCUAGGCGUGUUACAGACUCCUAUGGUGAGUCUAGUGAAGGCGAAGCUAAGGUUGAAGCCUUGUCAAAGCUUGUAAGUCACGCUGCCGCCAUUGGAAACGAACUCGAGCAGGCGCCAGAGUCGCCAUCGUCUUCAGCUCCGCGAGGUUCCAAGCGGAAGAAAGUAUUCUCUGAUUGUGGAGAGGAGAUUUCAGCCUCACCAUCUUCGCUUUCCCCACGGCUUAUGAAGAUGGCGAAGUAA